Molecule: messenger RNA, 3479 nt
Organism: Gymnodraco acuticeps
Lineage: Eukaryota; Metazoa; Chordata; Actinopteri; Perciformes; Bathydraconidae
Gene: kif20a
Product: kinesin family member 20A
Biological process (GO): microtubule-based movement
Cellular component (GO): microtubule; nucleus; kinesin complex
Molecular function (GO): microtubule binding; ATP binding; ATP hydrolysis activity
Source: RefSeq, a predicted model, not a curated record
ACCAAACGCAAUCGGUUAUUAUUAUAACUCAGCUGAGCUUCAGACGCCAGAGUGCUGCGAGGUAGGGAAGAAGCAAUAGGAUAGUUUAAGUUUCAGGGAAGUUUGAUACACAUUAAAUACAGUAUCUCCGCUGUUUUUUUAGUACUUGAGUUUUGUCGAGAACAUCUCGCUAACGUUACAGGGAUCCAGGCGCUCAUCGCACUUUCGACAUUCAAAGGUAAGCAUGGCGUUCUCUUUGUCCUCCCCAUGUGGAUUCCGCUCUGAUGAAGACGAGGAAAUGGCUGUGUUUGAGUCUACAGCAGCAGAGCAUGGAGGACCGUCCAGACCUGGUCUGCCUGAGUUGUCAGUCAUUUCCCCCGGCCUGGACCCCCGGCCAUCCAUUAUAGAACAGAAAGCAGUAAAACCUGCUGCGGCGAGACCAGGCAGCUCUGAUGGGAGGGUCGAGGUUUUUCUGCGUAUCCGGCCACUAACUGAGGCGGAGAGUGAAAGGGGAGAAGAACAGGGUUGUGUGGCUGUCCAAGAUGAAGAGAAUGUGCUGCUUAAAGCUCCAAAAGAAUCUCACAGCAUGAGGGCUGCAGAGAGGGGCAUCACCCAGAGCAUGCACAAGUUCAGCUUCUCAAAGAUUAUGGGGCCGGAGACCACACAGCAACAGUUUUACGAGUGCUCGAUGAAGAAGAUGGUGAAAGACGUCCUUCAAGGAGAAAACCGACUCCUCUACACUUAUGGUGUCACCAAUUCUGGAAAAACAUACACAAUUCAAGGCAGCGGUCCAGAGGCGGGCCUCCUGCCACGGGCCCUGUCGUCUCUGUUCAGCAAGCUGCAGGGCCGCCUGUACGGCGCCAUGGACAUGAAGCCUAUCAUGUAUCAGGAUGUGAGGCAUCUGAGCUCCGGAGAGAUCAGGAUGGAGGAACUCCGCAGAAACUCUCUGCUCAAAGAGGAUGACAAUCUGCCUUUUCGUCGAGGUGGAAACACGACAGUCUGGGACAGCGGCAUUGGAGGACUCUCCUCUACAAGUAACAUCGCCACUCAGCUUGAAGACACAGACGGUGUGUGUCUGGAGCCCGGCAGCCUUUCACACAGCGGAGGGGAUGAUCUGGAGGAAGGGGUGCAGUUUUCUAUCUGGGUGUCCUUCUUCGAGAUCUACAAUGAGUUCCUGUAUGAUUUGCUCGAUGCCUCUCCCUCCCUGCAGCCCAGGAAAAGGGUCACUCUGCGGCUUGGUGACGACAAGCAGGGCAACCCCUAUGUGAAAGACCUCGUCUGGAUCCAGAUCCGCAGCGCUGACGAAGCUUGGAGGAUUCUGAAGGCUGGGCGUCGCAACCAGAGCUUCGCCAGCACUCACCUCAACACAAACUCCAGCCGUAGCCACAGCAUUUUCUCCAUCCGAGUCCUGCACGUCAACCCAGAAGCAGAUUCAGCCAAGUCCAUGCACAUCAGCGAACUGAGUGUGUGUGAUCUAGCUGGGUCUGAGCGCUGUAAAGAGCAGCGGAACGGCGAGAGGAUGAAGGAGGCCAACAACAUCAACGCCUCCCUUCUAACACUGGGACGCUGCAUCGCUGCUCUGAGGCACAACCAGAACAACAAAUCGCGACCCGCUCAAGUGGUGCCCUUCAGGGACAGUAAACUGACCCGGGUACUGCAGGGUUUCUUCUGUGGCCGAGGAACCUCCAGCAUGGUGGUCAACAUCAACCCGUGUGCCUCCAUCUAUGACGAGACCCUCCAGGCCCUCAAAUUCUCAGCUCUAGCCUCUCAACUGGUGCACGGGCCGUCCACAAAGACCAGGGUGGCCUACAUCCUGUCCUUACUGCGUGAGCCGGCUGCAGGUGGAAACGAGAGUUCGGUGAUGGAGGACGAGGAGGAGGAGAGUGAUGUCGAAGAUGGAGAUAUCUCCAUGUUAAAUACUGAGUCCAUGCUGCAGGCCAUCGAUGUCCUGAAGAGAGAGGUGCAGCGCCAGCGGGAAGAGAAAGAGGUUCUUGAGGCGAAUGUGAGAGAGCAGGUGGUCUCUGAGGUGAUGGAGGUCAUCUCUGAGAUGGAAGCUGGCUACAGCGAGAACUUGGAAGCAGAGAGAGCUCUAACUGAAGAGAGAUACGAAGACAAGAUAUCCACCUUGCAAAAACAUUUGAAGAUAUUCUACAGCAAGGAGCUGAAUGAGCGUGAUCAGGUGAUCGAAUGUUUGUCUGCUGCUCUUGAUAAAACCCAGGCAGGCGAAGCGCCCCCCCCGUCGCUGCCUGGUGAGGACUCCAUAGCAUGCAGCGGUGGCCUACUUCGGCGUUCUGAGCGCAUCAAUAAAACAGAAAGUGGUCGGCUGCAAGUGGAGCUGGACCAGUGUCGCGCUGAGCUGCUCGCAAAGACACAAGAGCUCACAAAGCUGAAGACGCAGCUGGAAGCCCCUGGCUCAACUGGGACCCUCGCCGCUGACCGCAAGCUGGAGGACGGGCAGCGGAACCUGCGGCAGCUGCGCCUGGAUCUGCAGCGACUCGGGGCCGACCUGCAGUCUGGAGAACGAGCCUGCUGCCGAAACACGGGGGGGGAGAAGCUGCGGCAGGCGCUGGCCGCUGCAGACGAGACGCUGGCCAAACAGGACCAGAUCCUUUUGGAGCUCCAGAACGGCCUGAUGCUUGUAAAGGCUGAUCUGAGGCGGAAAGCAGAGACCCUGGCCCAGAAGCAGCUGGCCACCCCCCUCUCUGCUGCCCACCCCACACCAGGUUCCUGCAACAAGAGGGGCUGCGGGACCACGGCACCUAUUGACACUGAGAACCGGCCCCCACAGAAACGUCCCUUUUUCCAGUCUAUUUUCCCCACACAAACCCUAACACGUAGAUGCAACGCUCGUCUUGCAGAAGAAGCGAACGCCACCCCCUACUCAAGAAUCUUGCGGUCCCGCCAGCAGUCCCCCCCUCGCAGCCCGGCCCCCACCCCUCGCAGCCUCAGGGGGAAGUACUGAGCUUCUUACAGCCUGUCUUCUUUGAUAUUAUGCAAACAAAGUUUUAUCUGCUUGUAACUUUAUAGUAUUUUUAUAUUUCUUUGUAUAUAUUCACUUUUUGCAGCAGUCCAAAUAGUUCUGAUGUUUAACAGUUACGCUAUGAGAAAUAGGGUAGCCGUACACUAUUGAGGUGAUUGUGAGCAGUAUAACCGCUCAGUGGCUAAUGGUUACUCUAUGGCUUCUCUGCUCUUUCUAUACUUUUGAGAAAAGGGCAUUUUAUUUUCAUGUACUGUACAACGUGAAAUCAAAAUUACCAAAAAAACAGUCCAAGCAGGUAUGCUUUAUUUAUACUAUUUACAUAUAUACAGCAUUGUUGAUGGGCAUGACUGCAAGUCAAAACAAGACAUGUUUGUGUGCUGCAUUUGCGCUACGUGUGUGUGUGUAUAUAUGUAAAUAGUUCAAGGUGACCCUUCUCUACAAUUUUUUUGUGUUUUUACAGUUCAACUAGCCUUGAGUUAUAUAAAGGCAUCGUGUAAUAAAAAAAUCUAUUUAAAGAAAA